GUUUCAGACAGUUCACUUCAGACACAGGACUCAACAAGCAACAGACAGAAGAUGCAGCAGCAGAUAAAGAUCCUCUCAGCUCUCAUGGCUCCAUUCCUGCUCCUGUUGUCCCCUCUGUGUGCAGCAGCUUCUGACCAACAUGUGAUGACAGUGCACCCUGGAGAUGACGUCACUCUGAGAUGUGAGGCUGGUGAUGUCUCCAUCUUAGUUGUAGAGUGGACCAGACCUGACCUGGAGUCACAGUACGUCCUCUUAUACAGAGAUGGACGCUCAGACCCAACCAAACAGCAUCCAUCCUUUACAGGCAGGGUGGAGCUGGUGGACAGAGAGCUGAAGGGCGGAGACGUGUCUUUAACUCUGAAGAAUGUGACCAGCAGAGACUCUGGAACAUACGAGUGUCGAGUUGUAGCAGGUGGAUCAAGACACAGAAAGAGAGCCAACAUUGAUGGUGAUCCAAUCACAGUCAUCUACCUGGAGGUUACAGGUGCAGAGAAGGAAAACUACAUGGGUGGAAACACAGAGAGUGAACACCCCGUAAAUGGACCCUUCCCUCGUGGAUACGUUGGACUGGCAGCAGGAGGUGUUGCAGUGCUUCUUUUAGCUGCUGCAGUGUUUGUUGCUGUCUGGAAACAUAAAAGACGUACAGACCAAAGAUCAGCACAGUCUGCUGCUGCUGAUGAAGCAGGAAACAAUCAGCUCAUGUGUCACUCUGCUGUUUGAGACUCUUCACCAUGAUGGUCUGUUUCAACAGAUCAUGUCUCUCCUCCAUGAAUCACUACCUCAUCAUGUGCAGUGAGUUUGAACAGAAUCUGUCAGGUUUUACUGAAAGAUCUGCUCAUAUUUCUUAUACAUUAUUUAAGUUUUCAUGUUGCGUGAAUCCUAUUGUUUUGUGUAACGUAUGUGGAGACAUUUUACUGGAGUAAAUAAUUCUCCCUCCACGAAUCGCUACCUUAUCGUGGUGGAGGGUGACUCUAAAUUGUCUGUAGGUUUGAAUGAGAGUGUGAAUGGUUGUCUGUCUCUAUCAGUAUGUUUACAUGCACGCGGUAGUCGAGCUAAGCUCAUAGCUCGGCUAACCAGUCAAGUCGGACUUUUUGUCUUGUGUGAGUAUACAGGAGAGAAAAUCAAAUUUCUGACCAAGUACGCCUGACUCUGCCUCGAUAGGCGGCGCUGUGUCCUUUUUUGAUAUAGUGCGUUAUGAACUAGCUGAACUACCAUCCAUAAACUUCAACAUGUUUAGCUCCUUUGGCUGUCGGAGCAUGAAUGUAGCUUCCUCGUCCGUCCAGAAGUGCUUCUUCUGCUUCUCGGUUGCCAUGGUUUUUGUUUGUUUGUUUUUCUGGGAGUUAUUGAACUGCUGCUACGUCAUCUCCUUCUUCUUCUGGGUGAAGGCCCACGAAAGAAAAAGUGCUGCAUGCCCAGAACACGGAGCCCGACUCCAGUCAGAUUAAGUGGAUACAUGCAGCAAUAGUUCCAUUUUCAAUCAAAUUAUCUAGGUGUGUUAGUUGAGCUACAGAUUGUCCAAUUUCAGUCAAGCUAAACUGUUUACAUGCAUUUAAUCAUUUGAUUUUCUCAAGCUGCAUGUAAACAGAAUCAGAAUCAGAAUCAGAAAUACUUUAUUGAUCCCCGAGGGGAAAUUAUUUAUGUUACAGGUGCUCCUUGCAAGAGAGGAAAGAUACGUGAAAAUAUAAGAAAUUUAAACAAUAGUAUUUACAA
Messenger RNA from Epinephelus moara (kelp grouper), 1710 nucleotides. RefSeq lists its product as uncharacterized. The record is from RefSeq and is a predicted model, not a curated record. The transcript has 3 exons. NCBI's taxonomy places the organism in Eukaryota, Metazoa, Chordata, Actinopteri, Perciformes, Serranidae. The coding region runs from base 52 to 720 and encodes 222 amino acids.